GUUAAACUACUGCUAUAGCAAUAUAUCGUAGUAGUAAUUAACAGCUUAAUUUGUGUUAUUAGGAAGCAAUAACAAAGAAAGAAAAAAAUGGCUGCUUGUCGUUCAUCUUUUCUUUGCAUUGCUUUGACAACAAUAUUGAUAAUGAAUUUCUCUAGCUUGCCAUCUCAAGCUCAACUUUCUGGUGAAACCUUCUAUGCUUUGUCAUGUCCUACUGCCCUGACAAUUAUAAGCACAAAUGUUAAUCUAGCUGUCUUGACUGACCUCAGAAUGGCUGCUUCGCUCAUUCGCCUUCAUUUCCACGAUUGCUUUGUCCAGGGUUGUGAUGCCUCAGUUUUGCUGGACGACACGCCAACAAUGAUUGGCGAGAAAACUUCAAUCUUCAAUGUCAAUUCUCUCAGAGGAUUUGAUGUCAUUGACCGAAUCAAGUCUCAGCUGGAGAGUAUAUGUGCGGGAGUUGUUUCAUGUGCUGAUAUUGUUGCUGUAGCAGCUCGCGAUGCAUCUGUUUCUGUUGGUGGACCAACAUGGACAGUGAAUCUUGGAAGAAGGGACUCCCUAACAGCAAGCAAAACCCUAGCAGAUAGCAACCUUCCUCGCUUUACAGAUUCUCUUCAGCAACUCACUGACUCGUUCGCUAGCAAGGGUCUAACUCAAAGAGAUAUGGUUUCCCUUUCAGGAUCACAUACAGUUGGCCAAGCACAUUGUGCCACCUUUCGUGAUAGGGUUAACAGCAAUACGAGCGAUAUUGAUCCUACCUUUGCUAGCAAUCUAAGAGUAGGCCUUCCAUGCCCAGCUGAUGGCUCCGGGGACACAAACCUUGCACCACUUGAUUUAGUGACUCCCAAUACUUUCGAUAACAGCUUCUUCAGAAACCUUCGUGAUAGAAAGGGGCUUCUUCAAUCAGAUCAGAUACUUUUCAGUGGCGGAGCUACAGACAGCAUUGUUAAUGAGUACGUGAACAACGCUUUAACUUUCAGUUCUGAUUUUGCAGCGGCCAUGGUAAAGAUGGGACAAAUAAGUCCCUUAACUGGUGCUGCAGGGGAGAUACGAAGUUUCUGCAAUGUUGUUAACUGAUUCGCCACGGAAUUGUAUUCAAGUGUCACAAAUUAGGAGUUCCUGUGUCGUGCAAUAAAUAAAUAGAUCAAUAUCAUUGAAUAAAUAUAUCAUUGCAACUAUGACAUUAAUGAAUUAAUUACUGUAUGUCAUUGUUCAACUUGUCUUUUUUGGAAGUU
Molecule: messenger RNA, 1229 nt
Organism: Hevea brasiliensis (rubber tree)
Lineage: Eukaryota; Viridiplantae; Streptophyta; Magnoliopsida; Malpighiales; Euphorbiaceae
Product: lignin-forming anionic peroxidase-like
Exons: 4
Coding region: 88-1071 (327 amino acids)
Biological process (GO): response to oxidative stress; hydrogen peroxide catabolic process
Molecular function (GO): peroxidase activity; heme binding
Source: RefSeq, a predicted model, not a curated record